AUGAACAAUAGCACUGAAGCCACAGUGAACGGCAUCUGCAAUGAGCACCAUCACGAAGUAUGCCCCUAUGAGCCUAUCGCCAUCAUAGGCAUGGGCAUGAGACUCCCAGGACGUGUCUACAACGCCACAGAUUACUGGGACCUUCUCGUUAACGGGAGGAGUGGCCGUUGCCGAGUCCCAAAGAGCCGUUACAACGUCGAUACGUGGUAUGGUCCUGGGAAAGCCGCUCACGUGCCUAGCGAGUUUGGCUACUUCCUCGAUGACUUGAAUUUGGCACACGUGGAUCCCAGCUUUUGGUCAUUCACGAAACAGGAGGCUGAACUCAUGGACCCCCGGCAACGGCUACUCCUCGAAGUCGCCUAUGAAGCUUUCGAGAACUCGGGGUCGACGAGGUGGAGAGGAAGCGAUGUUGGAGUCUACGUCGGGACUAUGGGUGAAGACUGGAGCCAGCUUGAGUCCCGUGACAGUCAAAGCCUACAACAGGUCCGCCCUGAUGUGUAUGGAGACUACAUCAUUGCCAACCGGGCAUCCUAUGAGUUUGAUCUUACGGGACCGAGCGUAGUUGUACGGACUGCAUGCUCUGCGUCUCUUGUUGCACUGCAUCAGGCAUGCCAAGACCUGCACAGCGGAGACUGUUCGUCUGCCCUCGUUGGGGGCGUCAACCUCAUUCUCAACGCGAGAGACACUGGUGUCAUGCAGCAAAACGGUGUACUUUCUCCUUCAGCAUCCUGCAAAAGCUUUGAUGCAGAUGCCGAUGGGUUCGCCCGCGGUGAAGGUGUCUCUGCCAUUUACAUCAAGAAGAUAUCAGAUGCAGUACGCGAUGGCGAUCCUAUCCGGGCAGUAAUCCGAUCUACCUGCACUGCCGGAAACGGCAGAACCCCAGGACUGACGACACCGAACCCUGAGGUCCAUGAAAGGCUCAUGAGAAGGGGACACAAGUUGGCUGGGAUCACAGACCUGUCGAAGACUGCGAUGGUUGAAUGCCACGGCACUGGCACUUUUGUCGGAGAUCCGUUGGAAGUCAGCGCAGUGGCCAACAUCUGGGGCAAUCAUGGUAUUUACAUCGGAUCAGUCAAGCCAAAUAUUGGACAUGGCGAAGGGGCUUCCGGGUUGUCCAGCGUCAUAAAAAUGGUUUUGGCCCUGGAGAACUCUACCAUCCCACCAAAUAUCAACUUCAAGACUCCUAAUCCUCGAAUAUCGCCAGACAUGAUCUGGGUCUUCACUGGUCAAGGAGCCCAGUGGGCUCAAAUGGGCAAAGAACUUCUAGAGCAAGAGGGUCUGUUCCGAGACAGGAUAGAUGCCAUGGACAAAGUUGUGGCAGGUCUUCCUGAUCCUCCACCGUGGACGCUACGAGAGCUACUUUCCGCUCCGAAAGAAAAGAGCCGUCUCCACGAAGCAGAGUUUUCACAGCCGUGCUUGGUCGCGAUUCAAGUUGCGCUCGUUGACAUGCUUCGCUCAUGGGGCGUCGCACCAACUGCGGUAGUGGGGCAUUCUUCGGGCGAGACCGCUGCUGCGUAUGCGACUGGAGCGAUCACAGCUGACGAGGCUAUCCUGAUCGCCUAUCACCGUGGUCAGAUCACUCGUCUCAUCAAAGCUGCACACAACGGCAGUAUGGCAGCAGUCGGUCUCGGUAGAGAGCAAAUUGAGCGAUUUCUUCGUCCGGGCGUCAUCAUCGGAUGUGACAACUCUCCAUCCAAUGUCACUCUGUCAGGUGAAAGCGAUGUCCUAAACACGAUUCUUCAGGAUGUUUGCUCCAAAAACCCGGAUGUGCUCGCUCGAAGGCUCCGCGUUGAGUGCGGAUAUCACUCUCAUCACAUGAAGACUGCCGCCGCCGACUUCACAUCCCGUUUGGAGGGACUCCUUCAAAACAAGGAGCCCCUAAUUCCAUUUUACUCCUCUGUAACAGGGGAGAAGAACACAGAUAUGUGUCAUACUUAUUGGGUUCGUAACGUCAUCUCGCCCGUUCUGUUCAACAAAGCGGUACAAAGCGUCCUGGAUGAUUUCAAAUCUCCAGUUUUCGUCGAAAUUGGCCCGCAUUCAGCCCUUGCCGGACCUAUCCGUCAAAUCUCCCACUUCAAAAACAUGCCGGUCCAGUACAUAUCGACGCUGGUGCGGAACCAGGAUGCACUUGCAGCUGUUCUCAAGACUGCGGGAGAACUCUGGCUGGCCAACGCUCAGAUUGAUGUUGCUGCAGUCAAUCCGCCGGGUCGGUUCCUGACGGACCUUCCGACAUAUCCUUGGCAUUACGAUAAGGAGUACUGGAAAGAGAGCAGGCUUUCUCGCAGUUGGCGAUUCAGAAAAUUCGAUCAGCAUGAACUUCUCGGUUCUCGUGUCGAAGAGACCUCCGAUGCCUGCCCCGCUUGGAGGUGUAUUCUCCGCGUCGAAGAUGUCCCAUGGCUACAAGACCACAUUAUCCGGGACAGUAUGAUAUUUCCUGCCUCUGGUUUUAUUGCCAUGGUUGGAGAAGCCCUAAGGCAGCUCAACGGCUCUGUGGACUUUACAAUGGAAGAUGUAUCUUUGAAGUCGGCAUUGGUUCUUGAUGACAAGCCGUUAGAGAUUGUGACGGUGCUCAACCCGGCGAGGUCAAAUAGCACAAGUGCGAAUGUCUCAUACGACUUCUCGAUUUCUUCACUCACAGAAGGGAGUGAAGUCUGGGUCAAACAUAUUUGCGGUCAGUGCAAAAUUGGCUCCGAUCAGAAGCAUUGCGUCCCCGAGAUGGCCGUUCUACCACGUAAAGCUUCAGCAACUUCAUUCUACGGCACUUGGAAGAGACACGGCCUGAAAUACGGCCCCAGCUUUUGUGGUAUUUCCAACAUCAGUUCCCACGUCACCGAAGCCAAGGCCAUUGCAACUCUGGAUGGCAAGUUCACGACUUACACCAACUCGAUCUAUUCUCUGCAUCCAGUAACUCUUGACACAAGCAUGCAUGUGGCAAUGAUAUCUGCAUGCCGCGGUCUGGAGAGAAACUUCAAGGAACUGGUAGUGCCUACAUACAUCCAAAAGGUGUACGUCGCUCGAUCAACGGGACAGAUUCAAGUCAUGGCUAGUGCCGACAACAGGACCGACGUAACUGCUACCAGCAGUAUCGUCGGAGUGUCCGACGCGCGAGUUGUGAUCGAGAUUUCUGGCCUGCAGGUCAGCCCCCUCGAUGGAGUGAUUGGCAAUGAAGAAGACGAUCCUCAUGCCGGUGCCAUUUUGAAAUGGAUGCCAGACAUCAACUUCAUCAAGCCGACUCAGCUAUUCCGCCGUCGCGACAUGGGUCCGAGUUUCAACGUUUUGAACGAGCUGGUCUUGGCCUGCAUCGUUGAUCUGAGAACUCAGCUUCAGUUUCUCCCUGCGACCCAACCGCACUUCGUGGGCUACAAGAGUUGGCUUGAUGCUUCGUAUCGAGAGGCUAUGACGGGGCAGUACACAGAAGUCAUCAACGCUUUCGACAUCGCAACGAUGAGUCACAAGACAAGGCUCGAAGCAAUCGGAAAACUGACCGAGUCUUGCAAGCGUACUGCCGCUAUGGACGCCUCUGUGUCAAUCUUCCGCGUCCAUACCUACGGCGCAGAUUACUUUUCUGGGUUGCCACACGCGAUCAAACCACUGACACAGCCCAGCCAUUCUGCUGGGUCUGCUAGUCUCAUAUCUGAUGUGGACUUCUCCGAUUUCAUUCGACUUCUAGGGCACAAGACCCCAGGCAUGAGAGUCCUGCACAUAGGCGCCAGGGAAAGCGACGACUCCUUAUCGAAACUUUUGUCUUCUGAUAAGAAUAAUCGCUCAUAUGGAAGUUACGUGUACACCGGUGUUUCUCCAAAGCCGUCAAAGUCUUUAGAGAAGCGAUUCGUAUCAGCCCCCGCUGUUACUUACAAGCAAUUGUUGAUUGAAACAGAUCCAGCUUCACAAGGCUUCUUUGCAGAAUCUUUCGAUCUUAUCAUCUCCGAACCCACACUCUCCUCUUUCUCAAACGCUUCCAUAGCAAACAUGCGAAGACUACUGAGUCCGCGAGGUUAUUUGGUUCUCCAACAUGCAAACCCCGAGUCCAGAGUCCUCCGGUUCACAUAUGGGCUGUCUACUGACUUCAAGUUCGGUUCUGGGUCCCUGAGUAACCCAGAUUUUCUGCUCGAUCAGCUCAGUAACGCUGGUUUCGACAAUGCCUCAACCUUUGCCUUCACAGGAGAGCAUGGUAGGGUCACUGUCGCCACACCACUUUUCGACUUCCCAAAGAUGACCAAGGCCAGUAUCGUCUGCCAAGACCCAAGUCAUUAUCUGGUGGCUGAGGCAGCAAGAUUGUUAGAAUCCCACGGCAUUUGCUUGCAAUUCUUCUCUCUUGGUCAAGAGCUACCUUGUGGACAGGCUGUUGUGUGUCUUCUGGAUCUUGAGUCUCCUUUCCUCCACGACAUGAAAGAGAUACAGUGGGAGAACCUUAAGAAGUCGUUGUCUUCGGCGCAAGAUGAGAAGUUCCUUUGGGUCACCGGAGCCUCUCAGAUAGACUGCAAAGACCCAAGGUACUCACUGACACUAGGUGUCACCCGCAGCAUUCGGAGAGAGUUGUCGAUUGACUUGGUCACCCUUGAAUUGGUAUCUUACGACGCCAGCGGGUGGAACGCCAUGAUCACUAUUUUUGAGUCCCUCGGCGAUCGCAUAAGUGGUGACACUACCAAGCCGGAUUCUGAGUACGUUUUCUCGGGGGGGUCUAUCCAAGUCAGUCGAUUUCUCUCUGUGAAAGUCUCCGACGACCUGCGAGAGCCAUACGAGAGCGCACCUAAGAGUUUGAAGAUGAAGAAACCCGGAGUGCUACAGUCAUUGACAUGGGAAGAAUUGGAGCCAACCCGAUUGAGCAAUGAUGACGUACAAGUAUCAGUGAAAGCUGUCGGCCUCAACGCAGAGGAUUUGAAAGUCUCAUCAGGUCACUCAACAAGCAAAAACAGCGGCUCCAGUGAUUUCGGACUCGAAGGAAGCGGUGUUGUGACAGGUGUUGGGCCAAAGGCUUGUCGUCUUCGAGUGGGCGACCGUGUCGCGUUCAACUUCAGUGGCUCCUUGGUUACUUCAAUCGUGUUACCUGAAACUCUUUGUGCAGAUAUCCCACGCGCAAUGACCUUUGAAGAGGCUACUGCGUUUCCCUACUCAUACAGCACCGUUCUGUACGGGCUUAUGGAACUUGGCAGGCUCAGGAAGAACCAGACUCUUUUAAUCCAUUCGACAUCUGAUGCUCUUGGACUGGCUGUUGUUCAAGUCGCAAGAAUGGUUGGCGCAGAUAUCUUUUGCACAGCCGAGACCGCGACACAAGCGAGAUACCUCCAGAAAUCGUAUUCCAUUCCAAGCAACCGUAUCCUCGGCUUCAAAGCGGCCUCUUUUGUGUCUGAAGUCUUGCAACAGACGGGUGGCCGGGGUGUAGACAUCGUUUUCAGCGCGCACUCUGAAACAAUCCAAGAGACUUGGAAGUGUCUUACGCCGUUCGGAACAAUGAUACAAGUCCGACAAGAUAGUAGCCAGACACCGGAGACCUUGAAGAUGAAUCAAUGUAGCAACAACCGAACUUUCGUCAACAUUGACCUCAAAGAGCUGAGAGUUCAUCGGCCAGAGGAAUGUACUCGUCUUCUGGAGCAGGCAUUCUUAUUCCACAAGUUUGGACUCAACAAACCCUCUCAGCCCAUCAGAGCCUUUCCAGCUUCUGACAUACUCUCGGCAUUCAAGCAUUUGCGAAAUGAAGAACAGAUUGGUCAAAUCGUCGUUACUAUGCCUGACAGCAGUAAAGACCUUAGAGCGCGUCCCUUGCGACAAAGCAUAGUUCUCCGUUCGGACAGAACCUAUGUCAUUGUCGGUGGUUUGGGAGGCUUGGGUCAAGCCACGGCAAGAUUUCUCGUCGAAAAGGGGGCUCGUCAUUUGAUUUUCUUCUCAAGAUCUGCUGCAGCCUUUUCCAACAGUCAGCCAGCAUAUGUCAGUGAGCUUCAAUUCCUUGGGUGCGCCGUCCAAGCCAUUCCUGGGAGCGUCAGCAACAUGGCCGAUGUGGUGAGGAUGGUCGGCUCAGCAACUACUCCGAUCGCCGGUGUCUUACACGCUGCGAUGGUCCUUCAGGACGUUCAUUUCGCCGACAUGACUUUUGAGCAAUGGCAGAUGACGGUCGCUCCAAAGGUAGAAGGAACCUGGAACCUCCAUCAUGCCCUCCAAGGACAGAGAGAGCCUCUCGACUUCUUUUUCUUGUUUAGUUCUCUUUCCGGGCUGGGAGGGCAGAUUGGCCAGGCAAACUACGCUGCCGGAAACGCAUUCCUCGACGCCUUCGUUCAAUACAGACACUCUCAGGGACUCGCAUGUUCCGUGUUGGAUAUAGGCAUCAUGGAAGAUAUUGGCGUUCUUGCGAGGGAGGCCAAUCGCCUAGAAGCUCUUCGUUCAACCUCUCAACAUUGUCUUCACGAGCAGGAUCUCCUCGAUGCCAUGGAGUUGAUGAUGAGAAGAUCCCACGCAAAGAACAGGAUACACCCAGAGGGUCUAGGUUCUUCGCCAGAAGAAUUCUUCAAUCCUAGUCAGCUUGCCAUCGGAAUGCGGUCUUCGUCUUCGGUAAACAGAACCGGCUGGCAUCAGGACCCACGCGCCGGAUUUCUAGCAAAUAUUGCAUCCUCGGAUAGACCGGUCGAUCAGCAUAGGUCAGACAGCACUCUAAAGGAUUUCCUUCAGAGCUGCACAGUGGAUCCUACAAAGUUAGAAUCUGACGAGGUGAAAUAUUUCCUGGCCGAGGAGAUUGGUGCCGCGUUACGGGGUUUUAUGAUGCGACAGGACGAAGAAGUUGACCUGACAAGGCCACUGCAAACAGACUCUUUAGUCACGGUUGAACUUCGAAAUUGGCUGCGACGGAAAGUUGGUGUGAUUUUCAAUGUCCUCGAGAUGAAGAAUGCAGAGAGUAUUGUCGCAUUAGGUGGGUUGGCGGCGAUGAGGCUUUCGGCCGUGUACAGAAAUCGUGUUCAAGACCUUAGUACUUGA
Molecule: messenger RNA, 6963 nt
Organism: Colletotrichum orchidophilum
Lineage: Eukaryota; Fungi; Ascomycota; Sordariomycetes; Glomerellales; Glomerellaceae
Product: beta-ketoacyl synthase domain-containing protein
Exons: 12
Coding region: 1-6963 (2320 amino acids)
Biological process (GO): secondary metabolite biosynthetic process; fatty acid biosynthetic process
Molecular function (GO): fatty acid synthase activity; oxidoreductase activity
Source: RefSeq, a predicted model, not a curated record